Messenger RNA from Ceraceosorus guamensis, 2478 nucleotides. RefSeq lists its product as hypothetical. The record is from RefSeq and is a predicted model, not a curated record. The transcript has 9 exons. Lineage: Eukaryota; Fungi; Basidiomycota; Exobasidiomycetes; Ceraceosorales; Ceraceosoraceae. Gene Ontology annotation, cellular component: membrane. The coding region runs from base 305 to 2080 and encodes 591 amino acids.
CAUCAUCCACCUCACGGCCCUUCACUCAAUUCCCCGACGACGUAGGAAGCGCUCGGGGCAGCUCUCUACGUAGCGCUUGCGUGCUGCUAAUUGCGUUCGACGUGCUCCGCGAAGCGUUCCCACAUAGCCUGAGCGAGCGAUGAAGGGCGCGGGUAGGGGUGCGGGUGCGACGAAUACUUGACAAUCUCUGCACCAUCUCGACCUGCAAGUCACAACGAGCAGCAAUCACACGAUUUCCCAUCUGCAAUACAGCACAUUUCGGUUCUCCAAAGGAGACGGGUCUAAUUCAAAAAGAAGGUCCGAAAUGCUUCCCAUUCUACUCGUGCUAGCCUUGCGCACAGGCCUCUUUCUAUCCUGCCGCGCAUUGCUCCUGCCCAUCCUGUUCGGAGAAGCUCAGCACGCGUCCCUAGAUCCAUCACCGUCCUCCACCUCGAGCGCGCCACCCCACAAACGAAGUCGCACGAAUGAGGAAUCGUACGCAAUGGGUUUGCGGACCGGCAGCGGCGGCGGCGGCGGGCUGCCAAGUCCUGUUAGCAGUCCCAGCGCCCGUAGAGGAGGUCCCGGCGGGGCUGCAAGCGGUGCAUUCUCAGCUAUUACCGGGCCUUCGACCAGCGUGAACAACUCAUUUGGCUCCAUUUCCGACGCUACCCCUUCGAGUUCGGACCUUGCCAAUCGUCUUGUGCAAAUCUUCAAAAGGUCCUUGUUGCCUGGAACGGAUAUUCAUGGUCUCACUUCGCUCCUCUUUGCCCUGUCAUUUGAAGAGGCUACGAUGCUCUUUGCCCUUGUGCUGCUCGAAGCUCUGGAUUGGCUACCUCGAUCCACCCUCGUAGGCAACUGGAAGUGGAGCCUCAUAGGCGUCCUUGCCCUCUCCAUCGUCAUUGUUCCGCUGGGCAUAUGCCUCUUGCUUACAUUCAGAGUGGAAGGCUCCUCAUCACAGACUCGCAGAGGUCUGUUCGCCUUUCUUCCAUUCUUGGGAUGGAUUUUGCUGUUUCUUCGCGUACCACUACCCUCUGCUCUUUCUGGAUCAUCCUCAGCUGGUCUGCUUGAUGCUGCACUAGCAAGGACCGCGGUGCUAGGUGUCAGUCUGAUCGCUCUGCUAUCUGGCUCCGCGGCUGCUUCGAGCGCCAUGGACAGCUGGGACGCUUGGUUCUCCAAGCGCAGACCGCGACCACCCACAGCGCAGGAUGUCAAGACAGCGCAGGACUCUUUUGAUCGUGCUAGAUCUGACUUGCAGACCAGAAAAGAUACGCUGGAGAGUCUGAACAACAGGUCUUCUUCGGAGGAACGGAGCUCAGGCUUCUUUGGCCGGUUGUGGGGCGGUAGCGGAAGAGAUCGAGAGGCUUCAUCGUUGCGAGCUGAAAUAUCGGGACUGGAAAUGCUGGCCAGAGCGAUGAGGGAUGAUUUGGAUAGGAUCACGAGGUUGAAGAGGGAGGCAGAGUGGUCCAAGACUUUGUGGGGAAGAGUGCUGCUUGGAGUGGGCCACAUCUUUAGUGUGUACUGCGUCUGGCGAGUGGGCUUGGCGCUCCUGUCGCUCUUAUUACUGGGCUACAGAGACUCUGCACCACCCGACUUCGUUUCGGUAGGUCUGGCCCACCUGGUUCGCUUCUUGGGACCUGGAGCUUCAGAGUCGAUAGACUUGGCAAUGUGGACCAGACAGAUCAGCCUGUUGUUCGUUGGAGCGCUCAUCAUCGUCAGGAUGCGAAGCGUCUUGUCUGGACUUGGUGCUUUUUUCAGAGCUGCAAGCACAGGCGUCAGCACUGGCUUCCUCAUCCUCUUCUUGGCAGAAGUGAUGACGAUCUACCUCUUGGCCACCUUGAUCCAGCUGCGCACUGCUUUGCCUCCUUCGUUCUCGGGAGCCACACCUGAUGCGUCGGACCAACCAAGUCAGACUCAACACCUGCAGCAUCCACCGCUCCUAUCGACUCUACCAAGUUUCGCCAUCGUCUUUGGUGCCCUAUUCGACGGCGGCUUUUUGAUCGCUGCUCUCGUCACUGGACUUCACAGGUGGUUCACUAGGGACACGGAACCGACACUGUUUGGAGCUGGUGGAAGCGCAGGCGCAGGUGGCUUACCGAGAUGAUGAGCCCUCUUGGCUAAACCGAAUGGAUGCAUUCCAAUCACGAACAUGACUUCGGAAGGAACGACUCUUCUUUCGCAUUGCGCUAUCACUGCUCGCAAACGCGUGCUGCCGCUAUGGUAGCUUCAAGAAUGGCUCUCAGUUGUCUAGGGUCCUGGCUGAGGAAGACUCCGUAGCCGCUCAUUAUUCGCCCUCGGCCCUCACCAUUGUGCCUCAAAUGAAGAGCUGUAGCUGCAGCGUUGAGAUGUUUUUCCGGACGGCAUGCGCUGCUCUCCAAGCUCUCCUCUGCUCUAGCUUCCACUUCCAAGUAGCCGUGCCAGGCGUCCCUCUUUGUGAACUUCACGGUCACAUAUUUCAGAACAUUUAGACGCAGCGAUGCCGUCUUUGUCCACACCUGCGAG